GCUUUAGAUGAUGUGCUCAGCCAGAAAGCCUUAUUCAGGUGUGGGCAAUCAGGAUCUUUGUAAGAGGAGGAUUUCUUGUUGUUGAGAUGAGGCCAGAAGCCUUUCGGCCAGCCUUUGUUUGUUUCAUUCUUUGUGUUAGUUAACCUCAUAUGUUGGUUGGGGCUUUUUGUAGUUUGCUUCUCCCUUGCUACGUUGUGAGAAUGCAUUGAGGCUUCUACCUACCUCAACUGUGUGUGUGUGUCUUAACGUUCAGUGUGCAUUAAUUGUGCUCAUUGAGUGAAAAUUCUCUCCCUCCCCCAGUCCUGAGAGAGAGCGAGAGAGACACGCGCUACAUAGUGGCCCAGGUUUAGGGGGUCAAAUAAAAAGCUUGACUGUCCACAGAGAGCGUAUGUAAUAUCACACGUUGACGAUAUAUCCAGAGGCAUGUUUCAGGAUGUGCUAACAUUGUUACACACACUGUAUGUUGUCUAACCAUUAUGAAAAUCGAAUAGCCUCAUAGAGAUCUAUAACAUGUCUAAUCAUAAGAUGCAAUGUUGUUUUCUGUCUGAAAAAAUGUUCAAAUUCAUUAAAAUGCUUGUAGGAAUUACAACCAAAUGAACAGGAUUUAUUCCAACCACCUGUUGUUGGGAAGGAGCAUGGUCUGGUGAUGGUUAACCUAACGUAGUAGGCCUAACAAGACACCUGAGCGGAAUCCCCACUUCCGUUUUUUCAGGGGAAACAAGUUAGGUUGAAAAUACUGUAUCCCUGAAAACUGUAAACAUCUGUUUUUUUUAAAAGCCUGCGAAGAGUGGGAUGGUAAGUGUAGUAGGUGGUUAUGUGCGCCGCAUGGAUUGUUCACUGAAGCAAUCAAAGGGAACCUAAUCCGUUCUCCCCGGAGCGCGCAUUCCUGUUUCCAAGGCGCACAUCUAUUCUCUCUGACACGGGUCUUCAGAAAACCGGUGGUGGAUUUUACACACUACUUGAAUUAACUUCACUAACUUCUUCAAGAUCCAGACUCGGGAGCCAAAACCAUCUGAGUCUACUGUCAUUAUAUGUGUAUCAAUCAUGGCGAAAUUAUUAUCUGAAUCUUCAGCCCACUUUUGAUUUGAUCAAAGUCACACCUUUAUGCAGCAUCGUAGUCAUAAUUAAUGUUAAAACCGUUUAAUAGUUAAUGUUAAACCCGUUUAAUAGUGGAUUUUGCUUUGAUGUUAUUACACUACAAUAAGCAGUCAGACGCGCUCUAGGGUCCAUUCCUACCAAACGAAACUCCGCAGCGGAGUUUCCAUCAAACGAGACUCGGGACAGAAUUUCGGAGAGUGGUCGUCAGAUAUCAAAUACUUUGGAGAGUGGUGGUCAGGCUUCUGAUAAUACUGCCAACUCCGCUCAAAUGAAACAGGGGGAAUCGUAUGGAUUCGUGUUAAUUUAAAAGACAGGGGGAUCAAACCUACUAAUAUUAAAGUGCUGAAUCUACUGAACAAGUCGAAGGGGACUGACCCAUGAACAUAAAACCAUGCACGCGUCACUGGUAAUGUUCAUAUGUGAUCCAAUGGAGAAGUUGACUGAAUCUCCGUUCGUCACUCCAGCUGCCCUGGCAUAUGCCACUGCCCGGGAGCCAGACCACGCCCACGGCUGUACCCAUGGCAGCUGUUACCCGGCAACAGGAGACCUGUUGGUGGGCCGUGAGAAGAGCCUGAAGGCAUCAUCUACAUGCGGCUCCAGGAAGAAAGACCCCUACUGCAUCGUCAGUCACUUACAGGAUGAGAAGAAAUGUUUCCAGUGUGACUCUCGCCGCCCAUAUGAUCCUGUCUACAACACCAUCAGUCACCGCAUUGAGAACGUCAUCACAACGUUCAAACCACACCGCAAGAAGUCAUGGUGGCAGUCGGAGAAUGGAAAGCCUGAUGUCUUCAUUCAGCUGGACCUUGAGGCAGAAUUCCAUUUUACUCAUCUUAUCAUGAUCUUCAAGACAUUUCGCCCAGCAGCCAUGGUGAUUGAGCGAUCGGCAGAUUUUGGACGUAACUGGCAGGUGUACCGCUACUUUGCCUACGACUGUGCCUCGGUCUUCCCCGGGGUAUCUAAGGGACCCCUACGCAAAGUAGACGACGUCAUCUGUGAGUCGCGCUACUCUGACAUCGAGCCGUCCACAGAGGGAGAGGCAAUCUACAGAGUUCUGGACCCUGCCAUCCACAUUGAGGACCCCUACAGCCCCAACAUUCAGAACCAGCUGAAGAUCACUAACCUGCGUGUGAACUUCACCAAGCUGCACACUCUGGGAGAUAACCUGCUGGACUCCCGCGUGGAGAUCAAGGAGAAGUACUACUAUGCCAUGUACGAGCUGGUCGUCCGCGGCAACUGCUUCUGCUAUGGCCACGCCUCCGAGUGUGCCCCCAUCGAUGGGAUCAAGGAUGAGGAGGGCAUGGUCCAUGGGAGAUGUGUCUGCAAGCACAACACGAAGGGUCUGAAUUGUGAGCUGUGUGAUGACUUCCAUAGUGACAUGCCCUGGAGACCGGCUGAGGGACGCAACACCAACGCCUGCAAGAAAUGUAACUGUAACGGCCACUCCAACCAGUGUCACUUUGACAUGGCGGUUUACUUGGCCACGGGCAAUGCCGGCGGUGGCGUCUGUGACCACUGUCUCCACAACACCAUGGGACGCAACUGUGAGAUGUGUAAACCAUUUUACUACAAGGACCUCAGUAGGGACAUCAGAGACCCCGGGGUCUGUACUGCCUGUGACUGUGAUCCUGAUGGUUCCCUGAAUGGGGGCAUCUGUGACGGGCAUGACGAGCCAUCCCUGGGCAUGAUCGCUGGACAGUGCCGCUGUAAGGACCACGUGGAAGGGCAUCGCUGUGACAAAUGCAAGUCUGGCUUCUUUGGCCUGAGUGCAGCAAACCCCCGCGGCUGCCAACCCUGCCAGUGUGACCCCAGGGGUACUGUUUCAGAGAGCCCAAAAUGUGACCCUGUGAGCGGGGACUGCUUUUGCAAGCGACUGGUCACCGGACGCAGCUGUGACCUGUGUCUGCCAGAACACUGGGCACUGAGUCAUGACAUGAAUGGCUGCAGAGACUGUGACUGUGAUGUGGGCGGAGCCACAGAUAACCACUGCUCUAUGGAGAAUGGCCAGUGCCGCUGUCGUAGUCAUAUGAUGGGCCGUCAAUGUACCCAGGUGGAGUCUGGGUGGUACUUCAUGGCUCUGGACCACUAUACCUAUGAGGCUGAGUUGGCCAUAUUGGGACAGGGCUGCAGUGUGGAGCAGAGGGAGCACCAGCCUGGGCGCCCUGCCACCUGGACUGGCACUGGGUUUGCCAAGGUCCCAGAGGGCAGCAGCCUGGAGUUCUCCAUCAACAACAUCCCCUACUCCAUGGAGUACGACCUCCUCAUACGCUAUGAGCCACAGAUGCCACGGGACUGGGGGGAGGUCCGUGUGACGAUCAUUCGGCCAGGGCCCAUUCCCACCAGCAGCCCUUGUGGAAACACCAUCCCUGCAGACGACAUGCUCACUGUGUCCCUGCCUGCAGGAUCCAGGUUUGUCGUGCUGCCUCCACCUGUAUGCAUGGAGAGAGGAGUGAGCUACACUCUUCGCUUUGAGUUCAGUCGCUAUCUGGAUGGGAACAGUAUUCUCAUUCUUGGUACAACCGCUGCCAACAUUUUAGUGGACUCUAUCUCCCUGAUCCCUCGUUACUCCUCCCUGGAGAUGUUCAUUGGCGGUGACCCCGCCUCCAUCGCUAGGAAGCAGAGCUACGAGCGCUACCGCUGCCACGAGGGGGCCAAGAGCGUGACACGCCCCCAGAUCAGCAACGUCUGUGCCAAACUCAUCACCAGCAUGUCAGCCAUCAUUAACCAUGGAGCCCUGCCUUGCCUGUGUGACCCCCAGGGAUCAGUCAGCUCAGUGUGUGACACGCACGGAGGUCAGUGUCGCUGUAGGCCAAACGUGAUUGGACUUCGCUGUGACCAGUGUGCUCCUGGGACGUACGGCUUUGGACCUGCAGGAUGUAAAGCAUGUGAGUGCAAUCUGGAAGGUGCGGUCACUCGGUCCUGUGACCAGUUGACUGGGCAGUGCCCGUGCCGCCCGGGUGCGUUCGGGCAGCGGUGCGAUGGCUGCCAGGCAGGACACUGGGGCUUCCCCAACUGUAAGCGAUGCCUGUGUAAUGGACAUGCUGAGGAGUGCCACCAGAGGACCGGAGCCUGUCUCAACUGCAGGGACAACACUGGAGGGGACAAAUGUGACAGGUGUGCCAACGGUUACUACGGCAACCCAGUGUUGGGCACAGGUAUGGGUAACCAAUGUCGGGCCUGCCCUUGCCCAGAUGGCCCAAACAGCGGACGCCACUUCGCUGCCUCCUGUUACCAGGACAACCGCAACAGACAGGUGGUCUGCAACUGUAACCAAGGAUACACAGGGGGGAUGGUUAAGCGCUCCGAGGGUUCUUUCAAGCGUUCCCGGUGUGAGGAGUGCGCCCCUGGUUACUACGGUAACCCCUCCCAGCCAGGUGGGCGGUGCCAGCCGUGCAGGUGCAGUAAUAACAUUGACAUGUCAGAUCUGGAUGCGUGUGACCGGCGGACAGGAGAGUGUAAGAAGUGUCUCUACAACACAGAGGGACCGGACUGUGGCGUGUGCAAGAGCGGUUACUAUGGAGACGCCUCGCGACGCAACUGCAGAAAGUGCACCUGUAGCUUCCUGGGCACAGAGCAUACCCAGUGUACAGCGCGGGAUGAGUGUGUCUGCCAGCGUGCCACGGGGCAGUGCCAGUGUUUACCCAACACCAUCGGCCUGACAUGUGACCACUGUAAGCCCAACUACUGGAACCUGGCUAGUGGGCGGGGCUGUGAGGCCUGCGGCUGUGACCCCAACAAUGCUGUCAACUCGGCCUGCAACGAGUUCACUGGAAAGUGUCAGUGUCGUGAUGGAUUCGGUGGAAAGACCUGCACAGACUGCCAAGAGAACUACUGGGGAGACCCCAGGAUCCAGUGCAGAGUCUGUGACUGUGACCCCAGGGGCAUAGAGACAUCCCAGUGUGACCAGAAGUCAGGCCACUGUGUGUGUCAGCAGGGGGUGUCAGGCGUGCGUUGUGACCAGUGUGCGAGGGGCUUCUCAGGCCAGUUCCCUAACUGCCAGCCCUGCCAUCAGUGCUUUGGGGACUGGGACCGGGUGGUGCAGGACCUGGCUGUCCGAACCAAGACCCUGUCAGAGCGGGCUCAAGAGAUCCAGACCACGGGCCUGACUGGAGCCUAUGAGAAGGCCUUCAGAGACCUGGAGAAGAAGCUGGCACAGGCCCAGGGCAUCGUCAACGCCCGCAACACCACCGCAGAGGCAGUCAGCAGCCUGAUGGAGCUCAUUGAAGACCUCAGGUCUCAGAUAGGUGAGACCACAGACACACUGAAUCGUCUGGAGGGAGACCUGACCAGUGUGCAGAACAGCAACGUUGAGGCCAGUAAUGAGCUCAGUGCUCUGGAGAGAGAGGCCAAACAGCUAAACCUGACCUCAGAUCAGCUCCACCGUCAACUGGACAUCCUCAAGAACUCCAACUUCCUGGGUGCAUAUGACAGCAUCCACAGCUCCUAUAACAAGUCCCGUGAUGCAGAGCGGCGAGCCAACCAGUCAACCACCACCACGCCCAGCACUGUUAGCCAAUCAGCAGACACACGCCGCAAGACAGAACGCCUCAUCUCUGCCAAGAAAGAUGACUUCAACCGUAAGAACGCUGCCAACAAGCGAGCCCUGGGGGACCUCAAUGCCAAGGCUCAGACCCUGGACAUGAAGAAGAUCAAUGAGAAGGUCUGUGGGACCCCUGGCGAUGCCCCCUGUGCAGAGAGCCUUUGCGGAGGAGCAGGUUGCCGUGACGAUGAGGGGAAUAGGCACUGCGGAGGCCUGAACUGCAACGGUGCCGUAGCGAUGGCAGAUAACGCCCUGGAGAGGUCCAAGCACGCAGAGAAAGAGCUGAACAAAGCCAUGGGGGAGGUAGAGGAGCUCUUCCACAAGGUUGCAGAUGCCAAGACCAAGGCGGAGGAGGCGAAGAGUAAAGCCCAGGCAGCUCUGGACAAGGCCACCAACACCAAGAACAAGGUGGAGCGCUCCAACAAUGACCUGCGGGACCUCAUCAAGCAGAUCCGGGACUUCCUCAUGCAGGAGGGUGCGGAUCCAGACAGCAUUGAGACGGUUGCCAACCGUGUCCUGGAGCUGUCCAUCCCAGCCUCACCACAGCAGAUCAGACACCUGGCAGAGGAGAUCAAGGACCGGGUCCGGAGCCUCUCCAACGUAGACGCCAUUCUGCAACAGACACAGGACGAUGUGCGCAAAGCAGAGCAGCUGCUGCAGGAGGCCAAGAAGGCCAGGAAUCGGGCAGAGGGGGUGAAAUCCACAGCAGAGACAGUAAAACAGGCACUUGAGGAUGCUAAGAAGGCCCAGGCCACAGCAGAGAAGGCCAUACAGCGGGCUCGGGCUGACAUUGGUGAAACGGAAGCUCGGCUAGCACAGAUUGAGUCUGAGACCUCAAGCAGUGAACAUGACUUGAAUGAUGCCAUGGACCGCAUGGGCAACCUAGGUCGGGAGAUUAAUGCUCUGAAGCUCAAACGUGCCCACAACAGCGUGGCAGCAGCUCGAGCUGAGGAGACAGCCACUAUGGCACGGGACAAAGCCAAUGAGGCUAAGCAGAUUUUAGAUGGCGAGCUGAUGGAUAAGUAUCACACAGUGCAGGAGUUGGUGGACACGAAAGCCAAGACCGUCCAGGAGGCGAAGAAGAAAGCAGAGCGCCUAAGAGACGAAGCCAAAGAGCUACUGAAGGAUGCCCAGAACAAGCUUCAGAGACUAGCAGAGCUAGAGAAAGACUAUGAAGAGAACCAGAAAACGUUGGAGGGCAAAGCCCAGCAGCUGGACGGCCUAGAAGACAAGAUGAAGGCUAUCCUCAACGACAUCAACAAACAGAUCCAGAUCUACAACACCUGUCAGUAACAGCCAGGACCUGGCUGGUCAAACCAACACUGACAGACACUAUAUGAAACUACUACUGUUUCACACCGUUGAGCCUGUACACUAUGCACCUCGCCCUGGAGGUGCCUGUCCGACUACACUGUGUAACAGUGCCUUUUUGAUUGUGAGAUUUCACACAACUAAUAUAACAUUGUGUAUUACUGUGUGACUUUCAACUGAAGGAUAGAAGUGCCUCCACAUGACAUUUCAAUUAAAAUGUGUUAAUGUGCGCAUGCAAAAUACAGACCUUUGCACAUGUUUGGCCCAAAACUCAGAUCAUCCCCCAAAACCCUGACACAUUCAUAAUAUAAAGAAGCCAAAAAAAUUAUGUAUGAAUACAUUGUUCUGGAUGAACAAACAAAAAAGAAAUAAAAGUUGUGUACCCUACCCACUGGAUGAAAGGUCACUUUGACAUAGUUUCUGAUAUCUCACCUGGAUCAAUGAUGGAUGAAUGUGCUCAUUAAACCCUACAUACAUUAAA
Molecule: messenger RNA, 7427 nt
Organism: Oncorhynchus kisutch (coho salmon)
Lineage: Eukaryota; Metazoa; Chordata; Actinopteri; Salmoniformes; Salmonidae
Gene: lamb2
Product: laminin, beta 2 (laminin S)
Exons: 36
Coding region: 1490-6928 (1812 amino acids)
Biological process (GO): basement membrane assembly; substrate adhesion-dependent cell spreading; cell migration
Cellular component (GO): laminin trimer
Source: RefSeq, a predicted model, not a curated record